Molecule: messenger RNA, 4749 nt
Organism: Trichobilharzia szidati
Lineage: Eukaryota; Metazoa; Platyhelminthes; Trematoda; Strigeidida; Schistosomatidae
Source: the annotation of a GenBank genome assembly
AUGCCAAUGCAUCGUAAACAGAAAGCUCUUCUCAUGGCAAAUUAUAAACAUCAUGAAGAGUGUAUGGAGAAACGUCUGUGGGGUGUAUUUUUCGGUAUAUCGUUAGGCUGUUUCUUUGGCGGAAUAAUUAUCAUACUACUCUAUCGAAUAUUAAUACGUGUAAUUGUAUAUUUACAAAAUAAAUCAACAAUCUCCACCGCUGCUGCCCAUCAUUCUGAAAUUCACACAACACAUCCUUCCAAUGAGAAGAAAAAGAAUGAGAACUUUGAACUGAAUUCAAUCAAUAAAAAUAAUCGUUUCAGUUCAGUGACAUUAGAAAAAUACGAUCAACAAAGCAUUACUACUCUUACACCUCAUAAUAAUAAUAAUCAGUCUCUGUGUUCACGUUGUUCUCGCUGGUGGACAACCACCAUUCAACUUGCAUUUAUUAAAGGUCGUUGGUGGGCUAUCCGACUGGUCAGUUAUGAUUGGAUACCUGGACGGAUGUUCAUCGCUUUAUCAAUGAUAUUCAGUUUAACAUCAUUUAGUAUAUACGCUUAUGAAGCAACUGUAUGGCCAUUAGAAAUUGAAAAAUGCGGUCACAAGGGUAGACGCCUACGUCUACUCGAUUUUGCAAUGAAUAUCUUUUUCCUGUUGCAUUUCAUUGUACGAUUGAUUGCCUCCUCGGAUGCACUAAUCUUUUGGAUUGAAUGGUACUCAAUAUUGGAUUACUUGACUGUUCCACCGACAUUGGUUGGUUUUUUUAUUAAACGUACAUGGAUUGGUUUUCGUUUUGUACGGAUAUUUCGUUUGUGUAAUCUACCCGAAGUGUUGAACAAUUUGAAUGUGAUUAAAUCAGCGUCAAGUCUACGUAUGUGUCAAUUGUGUACCCUGUUCAUAUCGAUAUGGUUCGCCGGGGCUGGUUGCUUCCAUUUGUUUGAGAAUACUGGGAAUCUGUUUGGAUCGAGUGUGUAUAAUGUUAGCCAACCGUUGGCGUAUACAGCUUCUUUGUAUUUUACAAUUGUAACAAUGUCAACUGUUGGGUAUGGUGAUAUUGUACCGCAGACAUAUCUUGGUCGUGCUUUCAUCUCCUUAUUCAUUCUAUUCGCUUUGGCGACAUUCGCGAGUGCUAUUCCUGAAAUUGUUGAUAUGUUUUUCAAUGUUAGUAAAUAUUCUGGGGUGUAUAAGAAACGUGAGGGUAAAUCGCAUAUUGUUGUCUGUGGAGAUAUUACAACGGAUUCGGUGAGAACAUUUUUAAACGAUUUUCUACAUGAAGACAGGCAAAUAUCAGACGUGGAAGUUGUCUUUAUUAAUCGAUCGAAACCAGAUUUACAGUUGGAGAAUUUGUUGAGAUUGCAUUUUUUACGGGUGAAAUAUUUUCGGGGAACUGUAAUGGAUCAUGCAGAUUUACAACGUGUAAAAAUGGAAAGUGCUGACGCUUGUCUUAUAUUGGCUUCUGCGACAACUGUUGAUCCGCAUCAAACUGAUGCAGAGAAUAUAAUGCGUGUUAUUGCUGUGAAAAAUUUUGCCAGUCAUGUUCGAGUGAUUGUUCAACUGCUGCAAACAGAAAAUAAGGCAUAUCUAUUGAACAGUCCCUAUUGGAAUUGGGAUAGUGGUGAUGAAAUCGUUUGUUUCAGUGAAUUGAAAUUAGGCUUUUUAGCUCAAAGUUGUAUUGCUCCAGGUUUUUCAACACUUGUCACCAAUUUGUUUACAAUGCAUUCUAUACGUGGACUUAAAGAAGCCGCAAAAUUUGCCAAGAUUUAUGUGAAUCAACCAAAAGCCGCGGCUGCUGCGGUGGCGGCAAAACAACGCAGCAGCAUCAUGAAUAAUAAAUCUCCUUCUCCACAAGCGAAUGCAUUGGCUUCAACUUCCAAUAGUGUAGUUCUACGCAGACCGCCUACAUCUACAACAAAACCAUUGACUACUACUACCACUGCCGACAGUCGGCAGCAUUGUUCACAGGUUCCAUCUUUUAGUAAGGAGAAGAGAAAAUCAAGGAAAUGGUUAAGUAAACUCCCACGAAUGGUUACAUCGCUGUUUAAACCUAAGGAUAGUGGAGUCCACCACCACCACCAUCUACCAGCAACUGACUCUAGACCGAAUUCAAUGCAGUAUUCAGCACCAACAUCACCAAAACUUUGGGAUACUGAAUCGGCGAUUGGCUAUCAAAGUAGUAAUGCACUAACACUGCUAGAUUCAGAUAAUUGGGUGUAUAAUUAUCUACAAGGUGCUAGUAUGGAAAUAUAUUCAGCGAAAUUUUCAAUGGCAUUCGACGGGUUGCACUUUACUGAUGCUGCUAUCCUCUGUCGAAAGUAUUUAGACUUAUUAUUGAUUGCUGUUGUGGCUAAAAUACCAGAGAAUAAAGAUCCACAGUUGGUGAGUAGAAUAUCUGGAGAUUUCGCUUCACCCGGUGGUCAUAUCAAUGUUCGUUUGCAGGAUGAUGAUGAAGGCGGAGAAGAUGGUGAUAGUAAUGAAGAUGAAGAUGAUGACUAUGAUGAGAAUGGAGAUAACUAUGACGAUGAAGAUAUGAAUGAGAAUAAAUACUAUCUGGCUGUUUCACCGACUCUCGAUAAAAAUGUCAUUAUUAAUUAUGGUAGUGUAGGAUUUUUUAUUUGUGAUUCCCAAGAGAAUGCUAAUAAAGUCUCGUUUUAUUGUCUCACCUGUCAUGUCAAUAAUAAUGAUAAUUCAUCGCGUACACAAUAUCCUACAGCUAACAUUAAACCAUGUUCAUGUCAAUUGAAAUCACAAAAGUCAAGUUUAAAAGUUCGCGCCAGCGCGCUUUUCAAAUUGAAACGGGAUUCAUACUAUCAAUCAACAAAGUCCAACCGAAGUGAUAAAGAAGAAAUGUUGAGUAAUUUAAAUCUGUGUCCAGCAAUACCAGAAUUAGAAGAGUCUGAGAAAACACCAACCACUAAUUCUCCAAUUGCGAUGGAAAAAGAAAAUGAAGCUAUCAGUGGAGAACAAAAUCCUGUGUUACUUCGUAAGCAUGAACAAGUGAAUGAAUCCACUGCAGUUGCAGUGACUAUUAGGAAUAGAACACCGUCGCGUAGAAGCAGCCUACAGUCAGCUUAUGAUACAGAAGAACACUAUCAUGAUGCAGAAAGUGAAACACAACAACCUAGACGAGUGAGUGAUACAGAAAUCCAGUCAAGAAUGUCUGUUAUCUCACCGGCAAAUGAAUUUGAUAUUACAGGUAUGUACUACUAUUGUAAAUAUCAAAAAUUCGAGGAUAAACUAAUCACAUCAAAUUCAUCAACAAUCAAUAAAUCACAAGAUUUAUACAAUCAUAUCCUUGUAUGUAUUCUUGCCGAGCCAGAUGCACCUCUUCUUGGCUUACAUUCAUUUGUUAUGCCAUUAAGAGCCAGUAAUUAUCAUUCCUCACAACUGAGGACAAUUGUUUUUUUAGGGGAUAAAAAUUUCCUACAACGUGAAUGGUGUAAUAUUGCCAACUUCCCUAAAGUAUAUACACUCGCCGGUAGUCCAUUGUCUCGAGCAGAUUUAAGAGCAGCGCAUAUACAAUAUGCAUCAGUUUGUGUUAUAUUGAGUUCAAGAGGAACAAUUAAACUCGACGAUCCAUAUAUGCUUGACAAAGAAGUGAUACUGUGUACACUGAAUAUAAGAGCUAUGAAAUUUGCAACAUUUUCUCGAUACAGCAACAGCAACAUAUUUUCAAAAAAUAUUAAACGUCGUAGUGGUGCAGAGAUCCCAUUGAUUACUGAACUGAUGACCGAUAAUAAUAUCCACUACCUGGAUCCAGAUCAUUCAGGUGGUGUACAGAUCACUGCAUCGUUGACAGCACCAUUUGCUAGAGGUAUAGCAUUCACUAGUUCUGUUCUUGAUGUUCUUGCUAGUACUGCAUAUUUUGAUCGUAAUUCAAUGACACUGAUACGUCAUCUUGUCACUGGCGGUGUUACACCUGCUUUAGAACAAUGGUUAGCUGAAGGUGGUGGUCUGAUUGGUUUUCAUGAUUGGCAGCAGACAAAAGGUGGUGGUGGUAAACGACGUUCAGCGACGAGUAAUAAAAUUCAAAAGAAUCGAGUUUCGUUAUUAUUUUUUCCUGGCUUGUAUGAAACACGUCAACGGCCGAGGAUUGAACAAAUUCCAUUGAUUGAUCCACGUUUACUAAAGCCUUCUAAUAAUGAUGGUGAUAAUAAUAGCAAUAGCAAUAAACGUUUAUUCCGUUGUUAUGGUGAUUUAUUUUGUCAUGCUAUUAGAGAACACGGGAUUUUAUGUCUUGGCAUUUAUCGUCUCUCUUGUAAUCCACCACCGGAUUCACUAAAUCGUUUAGUCACUGUUCCAAGUUGCCUGAGACUAGAUACCUUGAAUGAAACACUGACAAAAAAACACUCCAGUCCGCCAAGCGAUAAUCAAAAAGUGUGGAAUUCAGAAUUCGGUGUACCGCCACCUCGACGUUUAAGCACUUGUGCUCUACCUGUUGACAGAAUGUUGCGUAAACAUUCAUUACAGGCGAAUCGAAAAUCUCUGAGUGUUGAAGAGAAUUCACCAGAACCAAUGAGUGAACAACAACAACAAAAGCUACAAGAUGGCGGACAGAAUGCACAACAACAACAACAAAAGCCUCGAAAUAUUUCUUCAAAGAAAAACACCCCCCUAUAUUCAUCACCGCUGACGACGACUCAUCAUCAAAAGUUUCUUCUUGAAGGCGGGGCUAGUCGUUAUGUUAUCUCUAAUCCACCGAAUCAUUUCCAGUUGUAUCGAAGUGAUUUAAUUUUUUGUCUAUGUCCGUUUGAAUGUGCAAUCCCUAUUUAA